CGGACAGUUAGAAGACACUCAGAGGGACUUGACUCUCCUCUUUGUGUGCUCCACUGCUCUGCCAGAUCUCUCUCUAUCUGCUCCUCCUUUCCUCUAAAUUCUUCCUUUUCAGAAGAAACAAAUCCAGCCAUGACAAGCUACAGAACUAUGAGCGUGAAAAAAGUCGUUUCCAGCUCAGGCGGUGGUGGAGGUGGUUUCAGUAGUGGAGGUGGUUUCAGUGGUGGAAGCAGUUUCGGUAGCAGCCGUAUGUCUGUAGGAGGAGGAGGAGGAGGAGGAUAUUCCUCACGAUCUGCCAUUUCUAUAAGGCCUACAAUUGCAAUGUCUUCCAGCUCAUUGAGGUCAAGCAUGGGUGGUGGUGGUGGUGGUGGUUUUGGUUAUGGCAGUGGCGGCGGUUUUGGUGGUGGCGCUGGUGGUUUUGGCAGUGGUUACGGCGUCGGUCUCGGUGGCGGCGGUGGCGGCGGUUUCGGCGGCGGUUUCGGCGGCGGUCUCGGCGGCGGUGGAGGUAUGGCAAUUGCUCCAAUCACAAACGUCCAAGUCAACUCGAGCCUGCUGGCCCCCCUGAACCUUGAGAUCGACCCCAACAUCCAGACUGUCCGUACCCAAGAGAAAGAGCAGAUCAAGACUCUAAACAACCGCUUCGCCAGCUUCAUUGACAAGGUGCGCUUCCUGGAGCAGCAGAACAAAAUGCUGGAGACCAAGUGGAGCCUGCUGCAGGACCAGACCACCACCCGCUCCAACAUCGACGCCAUGUUCGAGGCUUACAUUGCCAACCUGCGCAGACAGCUGGAUGGGCUUGGCAAUGAGAAGAUGAAGCUGGAGGGAGAGCUGAGGAACAUGCAGGGACUGGUGGAGGACUUCAAGAACAAAUAUGAAGAUGAAAUCAACAAGCGCGCCACCGUGGAGAAUGAGUUUGUGCUCCUCAAGAAGGAUGUAGAUGGCGCCUACAUGAACAAAGUUGAGCUGGAGGCCAGGGUUGAUGCCCUUCAGGAUGAGAUUAACUUCCUCAGGAGCGUCUAUGAGGCGGAACUGCGUGAACUUCAGGGACAAAUCAAGGACACCUCAGUCAUUGUGGAGAUGGACAACAGCCGCAACCUGGACAUGGACGCCAUUGUGGCUGAAGUCAAGGCUCAGUAUGAGGACAUCGCCAACCGCAGCCGUGCUGAUGCUGAGUCAUGGUAUCAGCAGAAGUACCAGGAGAUGCAGGUCAACGCUGGCCAGGCUGGAGCUGACCUUCACAGCACCAAGAGUGAAAUCGCUGAACUCAACCGUAUGAUCAGCCGCCUCCAGAAUGAGAUCGAGUCAGUCAAGGGACAGCGUGCCAACCUUGAGGCCCAGAUCGCUGAGGCCGAGGAGCGCGGUGAGCUGGCUGUGAAGGACGCCAAGCUCCGCAUCAGGGACCUGGAAGACGCCCUGCAGAGAGCCAAGCAGGACAUGGCCCGCCAGGUCCGUGAGUACCAGGAGCUCAUGAACGUCAAGCUGGCUCUGGACAUUGAGAUCGCCACCUACAGGAAGCUUCUGGAAGGAGAGGAAUCCAGAAUUUCCUCCGGUGGUGGAUCUGCAACCAUCCACAUACAGAGCUCAAGCAGCGGCUUUGGAGGUGGUAUGGGCGGAGGCAUGGGCGGAGGCAUGGGCGGCGGCAUGGGCGGAGGCAUGGGCAUAGGCGGCGGCUAUGGCAGCGGCCUGAGCUUGGGCGGCGGCGGCGGCGGCUAUGGUAGCGGCAUGAGCAUGAGUGGCGGCGGAAUGGGCCUGUCAAGCAUGAGCAUAGGAGGAGGCGGUGGCAGCAGCAUCAGCCAAAGAAGCAGCACCAUAGUCUCUUCUCGCCGUUACUAAAAAUCACAGUUGUCUUUCCCUCCAUUUUUCUUUCUUCAUCUUUAUUUUCUUUGUCUUUGUCCCCACCACCUCUUGCCUUGCAGACACAGGACAGCCAUUUGACCAUUUACAACUAGCAGAUCCAUUAAUGGUGUAGCUCUCUUUGGCAUUUAGUUCCUGUGUACUGCUUCUUGGCACCACAUACCCACAGAGAGUCAGUGAUUACAUCCAAGUACAAGUAAGAGCAGAGAGAUUAUUAGACUGGAAAAACAAAGAGCAACAGAUUCGUGAGUCAGUCCUCUCUUUUGAUCAGUCAGCCAGGCUGCCUUUUGGUUGCUGGAUGUGCUGUUGUGUAGACAAGAGGAUACUUGUAGUGUCAUGACAGAGAAUCCUUACAACCAACAAUCAUUGCACACAAAAUGACAACAGCAGUUUGCACAGAAGGAGGUGUGGAUGUGGCACUUUGUCUUGAAUCUAUAAAGCAUACAUGGCAGGCAGCCAAAUAGUGUCACACCUAUAACUCCUCUCUAAUGUCUCUUAUGCUGUCACACAUCUGUCAUCUUGUUGUGCAGUUUGACAUCAUCAAAAGCAGCCACACAUAACACUUUCAUAUCUGAUUUUUGGGAUCCUCUUUUUCUUCUCCUGUUGGAGGGAAAAUGAGCUCUCCGUUCAGUAUAUUGUUUUUUUGUUUUUUUUUAUCAUUCCUUUUACUUCCAUUCUCACUCUGAAUAAAAAAAAAAACAUGGUUAUGGCUGACUUGGACAACCAGAUUUAUUGUUGUGAACUUGUACCAACAAAACAUUUGAAAUAAAUCUGUGUUCAUAUCCA
Seriola aureovittata is the source of this 2637-nucleotide messenger RNA. RefSeq names its product keratin, type II cytoskeletal cochleal-like. Gene Ontology annotation, cellular component: keratin filament. Gene Ontology annotation, molecular function: structural constituent of skin epidermis. The transcript is spliced from 9 exons. The coding region runs from base 130 to 1830 and encodes 566 amino acids. NCBI's taxonomy places the organism in Eukaryota, Metazoa, Chordata, Actinopteri, Carangiformes, Carangidae. The record is from RefSeq and is a predicted model, not a curated record. Gene Ontology annotation, biological process: keratinization; intermediate filament organization.